GCGGCGGCCGAGUGCUCCGCCCGAAGGCGGGUCCGCCAUAAACAAACGCGGCUCGGUUGCACGUGGACCGCUGAGCUUCUGCGCCUCGCGACAGAUCGCAGGCUCCGGGCGCCGCAUCUCCAGGCACAGGGAACCGCCAGGGAGGGCAGGAGAGCGCACCCGGGCCGGGCCCCAGCCGCGUCCGCUCCCCUCCCGCUCCAUGGCUCCGCAGCCGCAGCCGCCCGUGCGGUCCUCCAGCCCGGAGGGGCCUCGCGGCAGCGGAUACGAACACCCGGUCAAGGACUAAACCGCACCGCCGCCUCCUCGCCGGCCGCUCUCCACCCCUAAGGAAAGCCGAGGCAGGGGAGACAAGAGGGAGGAAGGAAGAGCGAGCCGAAGCGAGCGGGAAGCCAGGGCUCUGGUCGCCGCGGAACAGUCCGGCCCGGAGGCGGCUGCGCCCGGGGCGGUGGCGGGAGGAGCGCGGGGCGGCGCCCCCGGGUUGCGCCGAGCUCCCGGCCCACGGCUGCAGAGAGGCAUCUUGGUGCCCCUGGUCGGCCCCACGCACCUGCCCGCGGCCGGCGCCCCACGCUCACCUGGUCUGCAGGGCCCCCUUCCCCAUCGCCGCCGCUGCAGCCAGAGCGGAGCUCCGCGGGCCUGGAGCACGGCCGGGUCUAAUAUGCCCGGAGCCGAGGCGCGAUGAAGGAGAAGUCCAAGAAUGCGGCCAAGACCAGGAGGGAGAAGGAAAAUGGCGAGUUUUAUGAGCUGGCCAAGCUGCUCCCGCUGCCAUCGGCCAUCACCUCGCAGCUGGACAAGGCCUCCAUCAUCCGACUCACCACGAGCUACCUGAAGAUGCGCGCUGUCUUUCCCGAAGGUUUAGGAGACGCGUGGGGACAGCCGAGCCGCGCGGGGCCCCUGGACAGCGUCGCCAAGGAGCUGGGAUCGCACCUGCUGCAGACUUUGGAUGGAUUUGUUUUUGUGGUAGCAUCUGACGGCAAAAUCAUGUAUAUUUCGGAAACAGCUUCUGUACAUUUAGGCUUGUCCCAGGUGGAGCUCACGGGCAACAGCAUUUACGAGUACAUCCAUCCUUCCGAUCACGAUGAGAUGACUGCUGUCCUGGCAGCCCACCAGCCUCUUCACCAUCACCUGCUCCAAGAGUAUGAGAUCGAGAGGUCGUUCUUUCUUCGAAUGAAGUGUGUCUUGGCGAAAAGAAACGCUGGCCUGACCUGCAGCGGAUACAAGGUCAUACACUGCAGCGGCUACUUGAAGAUCAGGCAGUAUAUGCUGGACAUGUCCCUGUACGACUCAUGCUACCAGAUCGUGGGGCUGGUGGCCGUGGGCCAGUCACUGCCGCCCAGCGCCAUCACGGAGAUCAAGCUGCACAGCAACAUGUUCAUGUUCAGGGCCAGCCUCGACCUGAAGCUGAUAUUCCUGGAUUCCAGGGUGACCGAGCUGACUGGGUACGAGCCGCAGGACCUGAUCGAGAAGACCCUGUACCAUCACGUGCACGGCUGUGACGUCUUCCACCUGCGAUACGCGCACCACCUCUUGCUGGUGAAGGGCCAGGUCACCACCAAGUACUACCGGCUGCUGUCCAAGCUUGGCGGCUGGGUGUGGGUGCAGAGCUGCGCCACCGUCGUGCACAACAGCCGCUCGUCCCGGCCCCACUGCAUCGUGAGUGUCAAUUAUGUCCUCACGGACAUCGAAUACAAGGAACUGCAGCUGUCCCUGGACCAGGUGUCCACGUCCAAGUCCCAGGACUCCUGGAGGACCGCCUUGUCUACCUCACAAGAAACUAGGAAAUUAGCUAAACCCAAACACACAAAGAUGAAGACGAAGCUGAGAACAAACCCUUACCCACCACAGCAAUACAGCUCGUUCCAAAUGGACAAACUGGAAUGCGGCCAGCUCGGAAGCUGGAGAGCCAGCUCCCCCGUCCACACCCCGGUUCCCCCAGAACAGCAGCUCCAUUCAGAAGGCAGCGACCUUCUGUAUGCCCCGUCCUACAGCCUGCCCUUCUCUUACCAUUACGGACACUUCCCUCUGGACUCUCACGUCUUCAGCAGCAAAAAGCCAAUGUUGCCGGCCAAGUUCGGGCAGCCCCAAGGAUCCCCAUGCGAGGUGGCACGCUUUCUGCUGAGCACGCUGCCAGCCAGCGGCGAGUGCCAGUGGCACUAUGCCAACCCCCUAGUGCCGGGCAGCCCGUCUCCAGCUAAAAGCCUUUCCGAGCCGCCGGUGAACCCUGCUCGGCACAGCCUUGUGCCAAACUACGAAGCGCCCGCCGCCGCCGCCGCGCGCAGGUUCGGAGAAGACACCGCGCCACCACUGCCGAGCUUCGCGAGCUGUGGGCACUACCGCGAGGAGCCGGCGCUGGGCCCGGCCAAGGCCGCCCGCCAGGCCGCCCGCGACGGGGCGCGGCUGGCGCUGGCCCGCGCGGCCCCCGAGUGCUGCGCGCCGCCGGCCCCCGAGCCGCCGGGCACACCGGCGCAGCUGCCCUUCGUGCUGCUUAACUACCACCGCGUGCUGGCCCGCCGCGGGCCGCUGGGGGGCGCUGCGCCCGCCGCCCCCGCCCUCGCCGGCGGCCCCGGCGCCCCCGACGCGGCGGCCGGCGCGCUGCGACCUCGGGCCCCCGACCCCGCCGCCGCCUCGCCGCCCGGCGCGCCCCUGCCGCACUACCUGGGCGCUUCGGUCAUCAUCACCAACGGCAGGUGACCCGCCCGGGCCGGACCGCGGAGUCCUGGGGCCGCCCCGCCUCGCGCCGGGCUGCCCGCGGGGAGAAGCCAUAGGCCAGCCUCUUUGGCUCCCAUUUUACCAAGUCCAGCCGAGUCAAGAGGGACGAGCUGUACAUGCACGAUUUAAAUUAAUUUAUACAGAGACAACUAUUUUACUAGAACUCCAGCGCCGGCUUUUAGAUUUUUACCCUAGAUGCCAUAACCGUCCGUGUAGAGGACAGAGACACGGCGACGUUGGGGAGACGUGACCGCCCGACCUUUGUUCUGCAAGAGCCGGGUUUUCUGAAAGGGCGUAGCUGAGCGUCCGCGACCGCUCACGUGUGGCCUCAACUACUCCGUCUUUGGGGGGACUUGGUUUCCUUACCUUGAAAUCAGGCUUGCGCGCCUUGCGUGUCCCCGAUGCUCAGUAACAGUCCCUCUGGGGGCUUGGAGGAGUCUCCGCUCCACAGAUACCCUCCACUUUGCGGAGGAAACCCCACCCUGAUACAGUCAGGGGUGCCGGUGGCUGGCCGACCUGGAAGCUUCCUGUAUCCAGAGCCCUUUUAGAUUAAGUCAAGGCAGAAUGUGAUGAUUUAAGUCCCAUGAACGGACAACUCCAUUGUCUUUAAAAGUCAUUCAUGAGUCUAAUUAAAAGCUGUUGUUUUAAUUUAACCCUUUCUUUAAUACAAACAUCAACAAGCCCAGACCAAGGGGGUGAACGUGGGUGUGCUUCACGAGUGCAUUCACAAGCUCUUAUUCCCUCCUAACCCCAUGAACUCUUGAGAAUAGCACCUUCAGAAAUAUAUUGAAUAGGCAUUAAAUGCAAAUAUAUAUAUAUAGCCAGAUAUUUUAUGAGAAUGACAUGUGGAUGAUUUUGGUGCCCAGUGGAUUGGCUACCUCUGUCAAGUUUGAUGACAAGGCAAAAUCCCUCUGGCCCACACAGACCUGUAAUUCCCUAGGCUCGUGUUUGCUACAAGUAGUGCUAAUAAAGUUAGUUACAUUGCAUGUGCAAUAUGGAAGAUUGUCAAUGGACUGCGCCUUGUGGAAGAAAACAUGCUAAAGGGAUGUAAUGAAAAUGAUGUACAUGUUGUCUUCAGCGUUUUCUGCAUUUUAUACAGAGCAAGAAAACUCCACAUGAACAUGUCAUGUGUAUAACAGGUAAACAGAAAUCUUUUUAUAAAGAACCAGCAGGGACUUCCCUGGUGGCGCAGUGGCUAAGACUCCGUGCUCCCAAUGCAGGGGGCCCGGGGUUCAAUCCCUGGACAGGGAACUAGAUCCCACAUGCAUGCUGCAACUAAGAGUUCACAUGCCACCCCACAACUAAGCCCACAUGCAGCAACUAAGACCCGGCACAACCAAAUAAAUAAAUAAAUGUUUCUUUAAAAAAGCACCAGCAGUGUAUUAAAAUAAACUUCCAUUAAUUUUUGUUUUAUUUUUAUACUUUUGCUUCGAGAUUUCACAAUUUAAAAAUCCUAUCAUGGUUCUGAAGUGGAUCAAUGCAUUGAACCACCCUUUUUUCCAUCUGCUCCACACUAUAAAUGCUCUCCCAUUUUGCUUUUUCAAAAAUGGUUUACUUUUAGGAAACUGUCCACCUUUCUGAGUGGAAAGGUUGUUCACAAAUGUCUUUAAAUCACUGUUCUAGAAUCAAAGUGCACCUAUGUCAACUGUUCUUAAAAUGUAAAAGGACCUGUUGCCCACCCAGUGUCACUAUGAGGACCUGCCUCAUUCCGUAGGUGUCAGUUGCCUUAUGGUACAAUUUGCAAAUUUAGGAACAUGUGUCUUGCAGUAAAGAGACAGGGUCAGAAGAAUUAUAGGCAUACACCCCUACACAGCACUUAGCCAUACCUCAUGAGCAGCUUGUUUUGAGUGUGUGCACACAUAAAAUAAGCCUGGGGUAUUAUUUUUAUGCUGUCGAGACCCGUAAUUAAACCAUGAUUCCAGGAAGGUGCAGGUUUGAUGAGCAGGAGAUUCACCUGACAUUUUUCAAUA
Balaenoptera acutorostrata (minke whale) is the source of this 4676-nucleotide messenger RNA. It is a transcript of the gene SIM2, whose product is annotated as SIM bHLH transcription factor 2. Bases 676 to 2688 code for a protein of 670 amino acids. The transcript has 11 exons. NCBI's taxonomy places the organism in Eukaryota, Metazoa, Chordata, Mammalia, Artiodactyla, Balaenopteridae. The record is from RefSeq and is a predicted model, not a curated record. Gene Ontology annotation, biological process: regulation of transcription by RNA polymerase II. Gene Ontology annotation, molecular function: protein dimerization activity; DNA-binding transcription factor activity, RNA polymerase II-specific; RNA polymerase II transcription regulatory region sequence-specific DNA binding.